UGUAUCCUAUUACGUAAUAACUGCAAUCCAUCUUAGCCAAACACUGAAUUAUUUUAAUUACAUAUUUCUAGGCGACAUUUGUUUUCAGUUUUUGUAAAGAGUCUCAGUACAUGCAGUAGUCAUCAUCUUGAUUAAUCAUAGGAAAUUUUUAGAUUGACGUUAGAGUGUAGUCAAAAGGGUGUGAUUUGUUUGUGUUGUGCAUGGUCGUUUGGUCUGGUGACAGUUCGACUUUUUUUUCUUAUUGCAUAAGGGAGAUAUAUUUUUUGUAAUAUUUAGUGCAGCAUUGAUUCAAAAUGUUAGCACUUAUUAAUCGUAUUUUGGAUUGGUUUAAAAGUUUGUUUUGGAAAGAAGAAAUGGAAUUAACACUAGUGGGUUUACAGUAUUCAGGAAAAACAACUUUCGUGAAUGUCAUAGCGUCUGGCCAAUUCAGCGAAGACAUGAUACCCACAGUAGGAUUCAACAUGCGGAAAAUCACAAAAGGAAAUGUGACCAUCAAAGUAUGGGACAUUGGUGGACAACCUAGGUUCAGGUCAAUGUGGGAGAGGUAUUGCAGAGGAGUUAAUGCAAUUGUCUACAUGGUGGAUGCAGCCGACCCAGAGAAGAUGGAGGCAUCUCGGAAUGAACUGCAUCACCUGCUGGACAAGCCCCAGUUGACUGGCAUCCCGGUCCUUGUGCUGGGGAACAAGCGAGACCUGCCGCAUGCUCUGGAUGAGAACGGCCUCAUUGAACGAAUGAACCUGUCUGCUAUCCAGGACCGGGAAAUCUGCUGCUAUUCGAUAUCGUGCAAGGAGAAGGAUAACAUCGACAUAACACUUCAGUGGCUGAUCGCACAUUCCAAGUCAGGCGUGCGUUAGUCCAUCCCUACCUUGUGAAAUGGCUGUUGAGGCUUAUGACUGAUUGUAUGAAGUGAGGAAAUGCUGAGACAAGCCUAGUCCUGUAAAAUAUCAACUUACAAGAAAUGUCUUGAAUUUGUAUUUAGUACUGUUGGAUCUUUUCUGCAUUCGUAUAUAUACAUAUAUUGUGCAAAUGAUUUUUCCGGUCAUUUAAGUUGUGUGUUGACUGUUUCGAUUAAACACACAUAUCUGCUUUAAAGUUAACGCUAGACUUAUGGCCUGCAGUAUGGAGACUUUGUAAGUCAUAUCUGUUGUCAUGCCUGUGUCUUGUGUUCAUUUACAUUCAUGUAUGUCUGUAAUGUAAAGAAUACCUACUCCUUCUAUACAAAUGAACUUCAGUUUAUCGUACAGAUAAUUAUUUACUUUUGAGAAUAGCAAAUUAGGUGAUGCAACAAAUUUUAGGUAAAUCUAGACAUAAUUAUGAAGAAUGUUCAUAAGAAUUAUUCUAUGUACUAAGAGUUUAACAAAUUCAUAUUAUAAUGAUAAUUUUUUGUGUUCAUGGGAUAAAAUAUCAGACCUAAUUUGAGCUUGUAAUUAGGGAGUUCAUAUGCAAAUGUUAUCAUUUGUCACACCUUCUUAGCCAGUAUCUCUUGUUUUUGUGCAUUUACAAACUGUUGACUUUCAAAGGGGAUUUAAAAGUGGUGAUGGUAUUAUGUGACUUUCUGAUUUAUAUCUAAAAUUGCAUAGAUUAUUCUCUAAAAACGAAUGCUUUUAUUACUGUCUAUGAUCUUAACACAAUUACUUUGUUAUUAUUUAUUUAAAGAAAUGUUUGUUUACAGCAGUUUUGUUUUUAUAUUUCUUUAUUUUUAAUAAAAAUGUUACAUGUAUUUUGAA
Messenger RNA from Bacillus rossius redtenbacheri, 1727 nucleotides. It is a transcript of the gene Arl8, whose product is annotated as ADP-ribosylation factor-like protein 8B-A. Gene Ontology annotation, biological process: anterograde axonal transport; protein transport. The transcript is spliced from 4 exons. Gene Ontology annotation, molecular function: GTPase activity; GTP binding. Bases 294 to 854 code for a protein of 186 amino acids. Gene Ontology annotation, cellular component: lysosomal membrane. Lineage: Eukaryota; Metazoa; Arthropoda; Insecta; Phasmatodea; Bacillidae. The record is from RefSeq and is a predicted model, not a curated record.